AUGACUGGUAACGUAGAGAGCGGCGUUCUUGAUCUCCUCAUCAUUGGCGCAGGCGUAUACGGCAUCUGCGCAGCAAGCACGUACCUCGCGCUACAUCCAGAAUCUAAGCUCAUCGUACUUGAUGAGGAUGAGGAUGUCGGAGGCGUCUGGAGCCGGAGCAGACACUACCCACUCUUCUGGUCGCAGUCUGGCGUGCGGGUGAGCGGCUUCCCAGAUGUUCCGUUCAGGCCGCCAGCGGAUGCAGAGCGAUUCUAUGACCUGCCAGAAGCACGGUCGCUCGGGCAGUACCUGCACGAUUAUGUUGACAUGAAGGUGUAUGACGGACAGUCGUUGAGGGAAAGGUUUGCUUUUCGCGCCACCGUUAAGGAUGUCAGGAAGGCUGAGGAUGGCUUAUGGAGGGUUACGGCUGAGCAAGAUAGUACUGAACUAAGGUACAUGGCGACGAAGGUGAUUGUGGCUACUGGGCUCACAAGUCUACCUAACAUGCCCAACCUACCUGGCAGGGAGACUUUCCAGGGUUUGGUUGUCCACCAGAAAGAUAUCGGUCGCUCACGCAUCCUGACCCCAGAGGAGCCGGAUAUAGAGAAGCACGAGCAUGUGACGAUCUACGGUGGAGGGAAAUCCGCCGCUGAUCUCGCUUACGCUGCGGCAACCGACACCCUUCGCCAUCGCAAGGUCACUUGGGUCAUUCGCUCCUCCGGCUCCGGGCCUUUAUCCGUCAGUCAUCCCAAGCCUCCCGUCCCCGGCUACCGCAAUGUCACCGAGCUGGCCUGUACCCGAGCCAUCGCCGCUCUGAGCUCUGCGAAUCCAUACCUCCCAGAAAGUAGCUGGCGCGAGUGGCUAUGGAACUCCGCCGUAGGAGAGUGGCUUUUGAAUAAGAUCUGGACGUCAACAGAGACUAAGGUCGUGUCCGCAGCCGACUUUGUUGGUCGAGAAGGCAAGUUGCCUGGCUUUGAAGGCCUGCAGCCGACCGGCUCAGCGAGGUGGUUGACUAGUCCGAUUGGCCUGUUGCAAAGGGAUGAUUGGUGGGACGUCAUUGCAAGGAAGGUUCAGGUCUGCAGGGGAGAAAUCGCCAGACUAGAGCCGGACCAUCUCGUGUUGAACGAUGGAAGGGUCGUAAGCACCGACGUACUCAUAUGCGCAACAGGUUGGAAGCAAGAGUUCCCGUUCUUUUCGGCAAAAGAAGCCGCGAGACUGGGCUUGCCCAUACCGCUUAACGAGACAAAGCUAGUCGACGACGAGCGACAGUUGUGGCGUGCGGAAGACAGCGAGGCAGAGAAGAGGGUGCUGGCGAGAUGGCCAUAUUUGGCUCAAGUUCUAAAAGUAAAGGCUAAUGAGGUCCGAGCUACUCCAUACCGCCUCUACCGAUACACGAUCCCACUUCACGAUCACUCCAUCGCUUUCCUCGGGACGGCAGCGGUGCCGAACGCUUACCACACUGCAGUGGUCCAGUCCCUGCUCGCUAUUGCUCACCUUGACGGUAACCUCAAGCUUCCUACGGAGGCGGAGAUGGCCGACGAUAUCGCCUUCGUUAACGCUUGGUCCCGCAUCCGGUAUCCUUUGAUAGGCCAUCCAGGAAAUGUACUGAACUUCGAGAUGCUAUCGUUCACCGAUAUUGUGCUGGACCAGCUCGGUUUGAGCAGUCAUCGAUUGCCGGCGGAGACGAGAAAGAGGUGGACCGGAUGGUGGCAGGAUUUGACGCAGCCGUCUUUGGCCGCGGACUAUGCGGGCUUAAUCGAUGAAUAUCGCAAGAAGUACCACCAGAGUGGGACAAGAGCCAGCUGA
Molecule: messenger RNA, 1785 nt
Organism: Baudoinia panamericana UAMH 10762
Lineage: Eukaryota; Fungi; Ascomycota; Dothideomycetes; Mycosphaerellales; Teratosphaeriaceae
Exons: 1
Coding region: 1-1785 (594 amino acids)
Source: RefSeq, a predicted model, not a curated record